This is a messenger RNA of Choloepus didactylus (southern two-toed sloth), 3086 nucleotides long. RefSeq names its product zinc finger AN1-type containing 2A (gene ZFAND2A). The coding region runs from base 812 to 1348 and encodes 178 amino acids. Gene Ontology annotation, cellular component: cytoplasm; endoplasmic reticulum. Lineage: Eukaryota; Metazoa; Chordata; Mammalia; Pilosa; Megalonychidae. Gene Ontology annotation, biological process: protein targeting to ER; proteasome-mediated ubiquitin-dependent protein catabolic process. The record is from RefSeq and is a predicted model, not a curated record. The transcript has 6 exons. Gene Ontology annotation, molecular function: zinc ion binding.
GGGGACAGUGUGGGAGAGGGAGAGAACCGGUAGGGAAAUCUGGACAAGGCUCUUGGGACGUGAAUUUGGGAGGAAGAAGAGUUUUGAGAAGUUUGGUGGGUACCAGGUCACAAAGGGACCUGGUGAGCCAUGCUAUUUAUGGAUUUGAAUUUUCUCUCAGCUGCAAUAGCUUUCUCAGUUGGCUGGUUGUUUUUCCAUGUGAGGUAACAGCUUUCUCUUCUCCCUGAUCAUCUGCGGGUUGGUCAUUAAGGAAUAAAUACAAAGUAAAACUUAAUGCAUAAGGGAGUUAAAGAAGGCAGCAAGGGACAGAGUCAAAUCUCCUCUGGAUAGUGCAGUCAGCCCAUGUGAUUUAGCACCUAGUAACAGGUACUUUUGUGUCUGGCAACAAGUAUAUUUGAUAGAUGAAAUUGUGAUUUAAAACUCAUCAAGGCUGUAAUUUUCAUGGACAGCUAUGUAAAUAGAAUAUGGGAAGCCAUCCCCCCUCAUGUUAUUUGAAACAUGGUUUGAUAAAACCUGGAUUCAGGAUAAACGUCAUAUACCAGUAAUUAAAAGAACUGAAAAACAACUCAUCUCAUAAUGGUAUUGAUUGCGAAUGGCUGAAAGCUGGUACUUAUGCUGAACUCCAUUUUUCUCUCAGCUGAAAGACAGGAAUUCGAUGCUUUAGUCUUCCACCUGGGCCUAGGAUGACUCAGACGCAUAAGUAAAGCCUGGGGACUGAAAUUGGAGCAGUUGUUGCUUUCCUUCUAACUAUUCUAAUUCUUGUAGGUGAUAUUUUAACUCUGCCGUCUGUGUUUUGAAGACUUUUCUUGUAAUGGAGUUCCCUGACUUGGGGAAGCAUUGUUCAGAAAAAACUUGCAAGCAGCUAGAUUUUCUUCCACUAAAAUGUGAUGCAUGUAAACAAGAUUUUUGUAAAGAUCACUUUACGUCUGUUGCUCAUAGAUGUCCUUUUGCAUUCAAGAAGGAUGUGCAUGUCCCAGUGUGCCCGCUUUGUAACAGUCCUGUCCCAGUGAGGAAGGGAGAGCUGCCGGACGUGGUGGUGGGCGAGCACAUGGACCGGCACUGCCAGUGCAACCCCGUGAAGACGAAGGCGAAGAUUUUUACACACCGGUGCUCUAAAGAAGGCUGCAGGAAGAAGGAGAUGCUGCCGCUGGCUUGUGACCAGUGUCAGAGCAACUUCUGUAUUCAGCACAGACAUCCCCUGGACCACGGCUGCAAGCACAGCGGCCACCCUGGCAGCAGGGCGGGGGGUUCGGACAUGAGGGCCUUGGAGCCCCAGCCGCCGGGAGCCCUGAGCCCCUGCUCUCCCCGUUGGCUGGCUCAGCGGUUCAGAUGGAAAAUACGGAGAUGAUGACAUGGUUGUACCUGUUCUUCAAAGGGGCAGAUAAGCUCAUUUUGGUGUAUUAUUUUGACUUUGUAGAUAACUCUUACGUUCUAGCACUUUCAUACUUCUUAUGACAGACUGAGACUUUAUCAAAGCUUUCCCCAUAAAACAGUGGGUAUACUCGUGAUGCUCUGUUGUGGGCGAAGCUGAUACCCAGCCCCCCGGCUUAGUGAACAGGACGCCAGCACGGCUCGGGGAGUGGCUCUCCCCAGGGCUGGCCUGGUCAGGGGCCUGGGUGAAGGCAGCUCCGUCCCCAGCACUGGCCCUGUGAUGACUGUGGCCUCCUGAGCCCAGAGCUGGGAAGGGCCACGCCGCCCUUGCUGGGGUUCUUGUCCCAAAUGGCCGCCGUCCUCCCGCCGUCCUCCCACUCGCAUUCCAGGACGCAGCCGUAUGGCCAUAUCUGACCCGAGGGGAGCUGGGAAAUGGUUUUUAUGAAAGCAGGAUUUGUUGUGGUGGCCUGCUACUUGCCAUCUCUGCCACAACUGGCUUCUGAAAAUAGACACAUUGUCAGCCAGUAAUGAGCCAGUGUGUGGAACAGCUUAUCGGUUCAACUCCAAGAAAAAGCCACAAAAUGGCAGCUGCUAAGGACAGCUCUGUCCAGAAUUUAAGUGAGAGAAGCUGCCAGAAGUUAUUCACAAAACUGCAGGGAGGGGGUUUCUUAAAUACUGGAGGUUACAGGGGCUUGUUUUUUUUGUAGUUUUAAGCACAAUUCCUGUGAUCUGAGGGAGAAUCAACUGGGAUUCACGCUUUAAUUGAUGAGCACGUGCACAUGUCAGGGCCCAGCCCAGUUUUCACCCCUGGCCAGGAACAUGUUCUGUUAACACUGAUGACGUUGGGAUCAGUGUUAGAUUUAUACUGGUGGGUUCUGCCUUGGCUGAGGGAGCUCUCUCCUUGGCUCAUGGGCUUCAGAAAAUAGGUGAAAUGAGUUGCCUGAACUGUAUCCUGAGGCUCUGCCCCCCCCCCCCCCAGGUAAUCUGGCCACACGUUCCAACAUCCCUUUGAGAUGUUUACUGCAUCUGGAUUACCAAAAAUCUGAGCAAUUCCUUCAUCUGUUUCUGUAUCCUCAAAACAAAAAGGAGAAAGGGGCUUGUAUUCAGUUUCUGUUCUAUACCCAGGGAGCCAGUACUGUUCUGCCACUCGGGGGUUGGUGGUGUUUGUUCUAGACCAGCAGUCCCCAGACUCGACUGCAUCAGUGUCGCCCAGAGGGCUUGGCCCCAGCCCGGAGUUUCUGAUUCUCUGCAUUGGGGGCAAGAAUUUGCACUUGAGGUUCCCGGGAGUCCUGCGUGGACAUGCCCCCUUCCUGUACCUGUGUGUCCAGUGGGCACAACCGCCAGCAGGUGGCCUUGGCAGUGCCUGGAGUCCUGCUCUGUAGCCAAGGAGUGAGCCCUCAGCUUUAUUUCAGUCACUGAAUGUCUAAGACUCAUCUCUGUGAUUAGAAAACUUUUAAGUAUGUUUGGAACUUGGGUGUGUGGACUUUUUUUUUUUUUUUUUUUUGGUGCAAAUGUCACUUUAUGAAAUAUAAAUAAAGAUCAAGUGUUUCUGAUGAAAAUUUAAUGUUCAACUGAAAUGUGUCCAAAUUCAGUUUAAAAACACACCAAAUAUAGAAGAUAAUAGCAAAAAAAAUGUAAAAAUCUCAUAAUUAAAAAUAUUUAUACAGUGUUGAAAUUGUAUUUUGGUUCUGGAUUAAAUAAAACAUUAAUAUAAA